AAGUGCAGUUUGCGGUAACAGUGAAUUGAAAGUACGCCAUAAAUAUGGCGCCAAAAGAGUUUUCAAGCUGAUGAUAAGAGCUGAUUUUUCUCUCAUUCUGUGUUGUCUUUUUUAUUUUUUUCUUUCCCGGGGGGUGGGAGGGAGAGGGCUAGCAAGAGAAGACCCGCCUGUGCAUUUGUGCAGAGCGGUGUGCACGUACACAGCACCGGGCAGAGGAGUGGAAGCGAGGCAAGGCACCGGAGCAAGUGAAGAAGACGAGGAGGAGAGAGCGCUGUGUUUUAUUUUUGAAGGAAGGGGACGUUGCGAAACUGGCUUGCAAUCUUUACUGACUCAUCGCUUGGAAAUAGAGCAGACCUUUUUUCUUUUUCUUUAUUUCAUUUUCUUUUUAAAUCCUCGCUUCUCCUCCUGCUCCUCCUCCCGUGCGGCUGGCACCGGAGAGGAAAACAGUCGGAUUUUGACACCACGUUUGGGGUUGCUUUUUGCAAAAUGCGACACGCUUUCCUGUGAGCGCUAUGUUGUGCGCACCUCGCAGCCCGUUACGCCGUGAACGGUAGCAGGACCGGCCGCUGCACCCGCUCCGUUUGUUAUUGACUUGUGGAGGCUGUAUCUCAUCCUGGCUGCCACUUUUUUUGGCUGGGGGGGGAUUUUUAUUUCGGAUUUGGACUCGGUCGUAGGUCUUUGCAGAGCUGACGCGCUGUCAACACACCGAGAGGUGAGGUGAGGUGAGGGGAGGGGAAGGGACAGUCCUGUCACCUAGCGUGGACCAGGAGCCAGCUUUUUUAGCUGCACUGCUAACAGCCUGCCAGGGCACCGAGUGGGCACGCUGAAUUAGUCCUAAACCGCCUCCGCUGUUGAACUACAUGUGCCUGGCUCCCAAUGAUCUCCUAAUCUCUGGGAAUCGCCCGCCGUCCAGGACUGAGGACGUCUCUGUACCCGAAGCAGACAGCGAUCAAGAUGGAGAGCGAAAAGAAGAGGAGAAAAUACUCCACGAGCAGCAACGACUCUGACACCACUGACAGUCAAGUGACGUCGUGGUCCAGGUCAUCCAAGAAUACGGGCACCAGCAGCACAUGGGUCCGCCACCAGCACAAGAAACCAUCAGAGGUAUUUCGUACUGACUUCAUCACUGCCAUGAAGCUGCCGGACUCAGCCCAGCUCGGCCCAGACGACUUCUACGUGCUUUCAGACCCUUGGAGACAAGAGUGGGAGAAGGGAGUGCAGGUCCCAGCCAACCUAGAGGCCAUACCGGAGCCUGUGGUCAGGUCGCUGCCGGAGUCGACAGGUGGUCUGUCCAACAACGGGCAGGAGAGGGAAGGUGAUACUCGGCCUCCUCCCACCCAGCUCUACAGCUGCUAUGACCUGGAUGACCUGGAUGUUGCCUGGCUACACAUAGUCAACCAAGAGUUCAGACAGAUGGGCUUACCGGAGCUCGAUGAGCUCACCAUGGAGUGCGUUCUGGUGGAGCUGGAGAGUGUGUGCCAGGAGAAGAUGCAGCAGGCCAUCGAGACAGAGGAAGGCCUGGGCAUCGAGUACGAUGAGGACGUGGUCUGCGACGUCUGCCGCUCACCGGAGGGAGAGGACGGCAACGAGAUGGUUUUCUGUGACAAGUGCAAUGUCUGUGUUCAUCAGGCGUGUUACGGCAUCCUGAAGGUACCCCAGGGGAACUGGCUGUGUCGGACCUGCGCUCUCGGGGUCCAGCCAAAAUGUCUGCUCUGCCCCAAGAGAGGGGGGGCACUCAAGCCCACCCGCAGUGGAACCAAGUGGGUCCACGUCAGCUGUGCCUUAUGGAUCCCUGAGGUGAGUAUAGGCUGUCCAGAGAAGAUGGAGCCCAUUACCAAGGUGUCCCAUAUCCCCGCCAGCCGCUGGGCUCUGUCCUGCAGCCUGUGUCGAGAGCACACAGGGACCUGCAUUCAGUGCUCCAUGCCCUCCUGUAUUGUGGCCUUCCAUGUGACCUGCGCCUUCGAUCACGGCCUGGAGAUGAAGACCAUCUUGGCCGAGAACGACGAGGUGCGCUUCAAGUCCUUCUGCCUGGAGCACAGCAACACCAGUACAAACACCAACAGCACCUUCAGCUCAAGCGGAAUGAGCAACGGCAAUCACGUCACCGCUUCCACCGCCAACGGAGCACACGGUGGAGCCAGACCCGAGUGGGCCGCCCCCGGUCUCACCUCCGAGCUUUGGCAGGACCAGCAAAACGAGACAAAUGGCAGCAGCGAUCCGGAGCAGAGGUCGGUAUCGCACCUGGUUUCAGUGUCGGCGUCGGAGCGGGCUGAGCGCGACCAACUGGAGAGAGAAAAAGUGAGCCAGAGGAAGCAGAAGCUUCAGGAGCUGGAGGAUGAGUUUUACCGACUCGUGGAACCCAGGGAGGUUGCCGAAAACCUGGGGCUGCCCGUCUCCCAGGUGGACUACUUAUAUCAGUUCUGGAAGCUGAAGAGGAAGGCCAACUUUAAUCGACCUCUGGUGACCUUAAAGAGAGACGAGGUGGACAACCUGGCCCAACAGGAGCAGGACGUCCUCUACAGACGCCUCAAACUCUUCACACACCUCCGACAAGACCUGGAAAGAGUGCGCAAUCUGUGCUACAUGGUGACACGGAGGGAGAAAAUGAAACACACCCUCUGUGACCUCCAGGAGAAGAUCUUCCACCUUCAGAUACAACUGCUGGAAGAGGACAUGGCUGGAGGUUUGUCAAAGUCAUUCCCGUUGGACAACUCUUUGUUCGACAGCUGGCUCGCCCAGUCGGUUCAGAUCACCGCUGACGACAUGCUGAGCCAGUGGGCUCUGGGUGCUCAACAUCGGGACAAGAGCGGCAGCCUGCUUUCUGACCAGCUCCUGCAGGGCGAAGAGAGCCUGCUCAACCUAAUGAUGGAGAACUCCAUGCAGUCCACCUGGAAAACACCCCAGUUGGGGCGCAAACCGAGAGGGAGCAACAGGCCCCGUGUUCGUGCACAACCAACCGCUCCAGCCCAGCCUCAGACGCUCCUGUCUGCAGCUGCUGCGUCCGCAGGCGGCAGCCCCUCCACCGCAAAGAGGCUCUGGGCGAGCAUGGCGGAGGAAAAGUCUGGCCACGUGAGUCGGAAAGGGGAAAAGAACAAAGGCUCCUCCAAGACCGUGCACUACCCCCUCCAUCACCACCAGACCAGGAGCUCUGACCUUCACAGGGACCCACCGCCACAGCCGCCCAUCUCCAAAAUGGAUUCCUGUCACAUCUCGGAGGAUAACAGUCCUUGGGAUGGCAUCCAUGUAGGGAAUGGUGUAGUAUCAGGGGCUGGAUCUGGUUUCACAGUGGGCUCAAACCCACCGGUCUCUGGUCUUGGGUUCACAAUUCCCGACGGUGGGACAAUCUUUCGUGGCGGGACCCCGCGGCACCGUCUGUCCCGCCAGGGUAAAUCAAGAGGGAGGGGCGUCACCGGAGGUGUAGCGGGGUUCGAGUCCAUGAACCUGCCACUCGCAGGGAAAGACGUAUCCCUGUUAGACGCUGCUGAGACUGAUGGCUACUUCUCUGACGGCGAGCAGAGCGAUUCGGACACGCGCACCGGUGGGCGCAAGCUCCGCCUGCCGCAGUUGCACUCCGGGAACGAGGACCUGCUGAGAAGAAGCGUGCUGGCUUCCUAAAGAACUGAGUUUCCAAUAGACAAAUACACACAAGCAGUUAUCCAAGCAGAAUCCCGCUGGCUAAUUGUUUUUUGUUUUUGUUUUUUCCCACCUGUGCCCAGCAUACAGUCUAUAAAAACACGGCUGGAUCGCUUUGUUCAACCAAAAUCCCGAUCGCAUCCAUCAGUGGAAAAUCCCCAGCUCCUAACCUGCUCUGUUUUUUAGGACGGAGGGGAUUUGAAUGUAGCCGUUUGCCUAUCAUACAGAAAAGCUUCUCCACUGGACUGCAGUUUGUUGUUAGCUUAUCAUAAGAUGUGAUGCAUUCAGCAGAUUGAAAACAAACAUUACCUUCAGUCUCUUUCUCUUGUUUUUUUUUUUGUGUUGUAUAUUUCAGAAUCAUUUCAUUUCUGGGCGUCGAACGAAGCACCCAGUUCUGGCCUCAUGUCUGUGGUAUCUGCCAGACUUGGGAACAAACACUUUGGGGCAUUAUUAUUAUAAUUAUUAUUAUUAUUCAAGCUGGUUUCAGGGUAUGCUUCAUUCUCGGCCUUUGUGGCCCGAGUUGCAUCCAGUGAGUGCUUGUUUUCUUGAAUAUGUUCAGUGGAAAAGACAAUUUCACACCAGAGUUGGUCUGAAUAUGUACAGCGGGUGACAACUUGUAUUCAGCCUUGAAAAGCACAACAUAGCUAGUCAUAAGAGCUGUAAUGUAAGCACUUGUGUGUAUAAUAGAUGCUCAUUCAGGGUUGGGGUCAAUUUUCCUCCCUCGUUGACUCGGUUUGAAAAAUGUACACUGAAUCCUUCAUUCUCAAAUUCAUUUUCACGUUUUAGUUCAUAAAAGAAAAAACAACAACAACAAAAAAAAUCUACAAAUCUCCAGCUUUGCCAGUUUCUGAAUAGCGAACACAUUGACCCCAACCCUGGUGCUCAUUCAGAUUUUCACACAGACACACAGACACACACAAACAUACUCACACACAAACUACCAUAAGCGGAUCCCUCUUGCUCACACCGCAGCCGUCGUUGAAAUAUUUGGUCUGACUUUUUGUCAGCUGCUUUCAAAUUCUUCCUAAUUCCGCGUUCUUUUAACUCCCGGGUCUUUGGAGAAAAAUCGUCGUACAAACUCUGUGCCUUUCUUUCACUUGCCCUGUGGCCCUGCGUCCCCCUCAAUCGCCGCCAACUUUCCAAAUCAACCAAACAAUCGCUGAGUAGAUCAAUCAGUCGUUUGUCAAUCGGAUUUGUAACAAUCAAGCCAAAAGGAAAUCCCAUUGGAGUGGCUACUGAGCGUAGCCGGCAUUGGGCUCCUUGUCACCUUAACAAUUGUGUAGUGCCUGAAAGGAUGGAAAUGCAUCACUUGCCAUUUAUCAACAGAGCAUAUGCAGCAGCUUGCAACGCAGAGCAACAUCGUGCUUUCAGUGCAAAGAGCUGCCUGCUGCUCUGUGCCCCCUUAAGUUACAUCACUGCAGCCCAGAGCCAUCAAUAACCAGAGUUUGGCCAGUUACACUGCGGGCACAAUGUUGUUGCCAUUGAAAAUUAGACCUCUUAUUUAACAUUUCAUGCACAUUACUGCAAAUAGUAUUCAUUUUGGGGUUUGGUUAAUCAGCAGUACAGUUUUGCUUUUUCAUAUGGAGUGGGUAGCUGUGUUCAUGUAAGCCAAGCCUGAGAGACGUGUUUUAUAAACAGUUACAGAGUGGUUAGGGUGGCCAUGCAUUGUGUAGUUCAUGGGUAAAUUCUUGCUACAGCAGCCGACAUCAUGUGACACAAAUUCAACCUCAAGAGCAGCUGAAAUUCUGCGUUGGUUCAUAAGAGGAGGAAUCCUCCGUUUUGGCAUUCUGAUGUUGCUAUUUAUGUGUCCAGUGGAAGCGGGAUCACUUGGAAUGCAUUCAGUGCAUGUGGAUAUACAUAAAACUGUAUGUAAAAUUAGAGGAAAUUAGUCAUUUUUAUUAGUCAGAUCACCCACGUGUACCUAUGCAGCUUAUUGUUUUGUUCUAUGAAGACGUAAACACUGUCAGGCACCAAGGUGGCAGCCGCUUUUGUUUGACGUGGCCAAGCUUUCACAACUGAUGGCUCUGAGGCACGUCUUGUUCCUACUAGAUGGACGUAGACAGUGUAAUAAUCAGCUUCAGAGGCCUGCGCUCUUAAGUCCCUGAAUUGAUUUGAUUGUAAAUUUGUUUUUGUUUUUUAAAAACGAAACACAUGAGCCGUUCUUGUUUUUCUCAGAGAGUUGUAUUUUGUACUUAAAGCAGUCCGUGGUAUUCUCAGGGGUUAAAAAAAAACUUAUAAAAAAGAACAAUAAAAGGUUAAGAAUUUAUGGAAAAGCAACGAAAGACGUAGAUAUAUAUAUAUAUAUAUACACACACACAUUUUAUAUCAUAUACAGUAUAUAUAUAUAUAUAAAUAUAUGAAGUGAUGUGUGUUUGUCUAGAAACUUCCUUAUUUGGAAAGCUUCACUGUUUGAACUCCAACACGACUACUACUGAGCAUGCUCCUUCUCUCAGUACAGCAUACGACCAUCAGCCCUGGGUUCAACAGUCCCACUUUAACCCAUCUGAUCUGAGGUCAGAUAGUAUCGGCUAACAGAUGGGACUGUCUUUUGGGUCUCACCAAACUGGGAUGACUUAAAGAUUUGAUUUUAAGGGCUGCUUGACCCAGGCCUGAUGAACACACAUUUAAAGAGAGGCCCAAGUCCAUUCUACUUUCUCCGUUUUCCUGUAUGAACAGCUUCUCCCCGGUUUUCUGGAGUGACCAUGCCAAAGAACAGAUCUGUGUUACAAGGCAGCAUAUUUCAGUCUUAUCUACGCAAACAUAUUAAGCUGUCAGACUGCUCGAACAGUGAUGUCCAGGUCAGCAGAUGUGAUUCGACCUCCUCUAACCCAGGGGGCGCUUUUAAUUCCCAACCUGGAUCGAUCUGCAUUCACGGGGGGAUUCCCACAGGAAAUGCCCGGUGAUGGUUGUUAAACACACUCGCAUGUAUUAAACCCCUCCAAAAAAGGGAAAAAAAAGAAAAAAGCCAGUGCUGCUGAACUGAUCACACAACAUACAGCUCUCUCUCUCACACUUACACGCAUGCACACACACACACACACACACAUAGACGCUUACACAAACCCCAGAGCUGGUAUAACAGGGUUACAAUGUAAAAGUUUUUGUUAUGUAUAUGUGGUCCUGACUGCAUCAGGAAGCAUGAGUUUACUCAGAGCGAAACGCCACCCCCUCCCCAACAGCAGGAGAGUAUUAUCACAGGUCAGGUGACAGCGCUGCGUCUCUGUCCCCUCUUCGUCCCUUCAGGUGUAGCCAUGGUAGAAGCACUCGCAUUGUUGCGUCACAGUCUUGCGAGGACAGGCGGAGAACUUGGGACUUCUACGAUGGCUAUUACAGCUGACACAUUACAGUAACGACAAAAAAAGAGCAACAAAGCUCGCGUUCCGAUGCGAGGACGCGGUGACGUGUCGCCUCCGAAUCCUCGGCCAGGUGUUCGUUACCAUUCAUGUGUUGCUAAGACAGAAAAAUGUAAUCUUGGUUUCAAUAUUCGAUGUUCAGAGUAGCCUGACGUUGUAGACAGUGGUUUUAGACAAGGCCUCACAUGUAUGGCCUUAACAUGUAGUAGCAAAGGCUGAGGCUGCACAGUGCCUGAAGGACAAAAAAAGGACUGAAAAAUACUCAUUUGGGGCUAAAUUAGUGGAGCUGGUUAGCAGUAUAUAAGAUUUCCUGCUGGGUGAUGGUGAGAUUCCACACAAAAACAAAGCAAAUUGUACUUCUGAUCUUCUUUUUUUUUUUUGCCUUGAUACUGUGCAGCCUUAGCGAACAUAACUGGUUAUUAUUCUAUAUUUACAGUGUGGCUUCAAUGCCCUCUCCUUCCGCUUCGUAGAUAAUGUAGACUGGAGUCUCUUGCAGGUUCUUUUUAUCAAUAUCUGCUAGAAUGCAACUUCAAAGCAUUGCUAUCCUCUGUGUGGUACGCCGGUGUGGGUGUUGGCUCGCAGCCCGAAUGUGCUCUGAUGAUCUUUGAAUUUUGCAACUCUGUCAGGUCGAAUAUCCACACUGAAAGGAGAUCUAGUGCAGGGGGUUUCUCGCGCUCUCUGUCUAUCUAUUUGGGUUGUGUCCCAUAAAAUUAGACGCAGUGUGAAAGUUUUUAUCCUCAUACUCGGAGCAUCCGUGUCGGUAGGUCACGUUCCUCUAUGAUAAGUCACCACUUAGAGAGGCAAUAAAAUGUGCAACGGAAAAGCUGUACAGUCCUCAGCUUGCUGUAUGUUGAGAGCAGAACUCUUCCCUCAGGUGUUGGCACUGACGCUGCACCACGGAAAUAAACUGACGGGCAUCAAGCACAUAAUGGCAGGUCAGAAACACACCUACACACAGUGAUGCUUUCCACUAGACCGAUUGCUUGCAGGUAAUUGGAACCUCGCCUGCGCACAGCUGCCGUUUACUGUACUGACUCUGUUGUAAAACAUCAGUGCACCAGCAGGGCUGGGCUCCUCAGAACCCCCUCAGCUGGGUGAAGGGUCACAUUUACAGCUUUCCAUUAGCAAGAAAAGCAGUUUAGGGUGAUCCAGAAAUGACAGCAAUGUUCAGUUCUGGUGAACGACGACAUUAAAAACGGGGCUUUGAAUUCCAUGAUUGCUCCUAGUGGGUGGUAAAAAGUUGGAUUUCUACAAUUUAAAGUCAUUUAUUGCACUGAGGUGGUUCUGGGGAACCACGAGGGCAUCGGGAUGCAGUUCAUAAGAUGUCGUUUCUUCUUCUGUGGUUGCUCCUUCAUCCAGAAAGUGGUCUGAGGCUGUAGUGGGAUCAGUGAAAGCAGGACUGGGUAUUGCUUAGGAAAUAAAUACCUGCAAGCGACAAGGGACAGCAGUCCAGUAAUAAAAGCAGGAUUAGAUCAGAAGUCUUGAAAUGUCUGUAAAGCAGAAAAUUGCAGGUCUGUCUAAAAAUGUAUCCACAUGACAAUAGAGAUUGCUUAGUGCUUCCUGUUUCUGGUAUCAGUGCCUAGUCCUUGUUUCGCUGCCCUACACCAGCCGUACAAACCCGCCCACCUACCUACCGCUGGAGUUUAUACUCAUCUACAAUAAUGUAUAUUACUGUUCAACUACUACUACUAGACAUUUUCAUUUUCCGUGUUUUAAAGAGGCUUUUGCAAGCUGUUUGUUUUGUUUUUUUUCCUUUUAUAAUGCUUAUCUGGCCGCUGUGGCACGUAUCAGACUAGAAAGCUGACUCAUUAUCUGCUUCUACUGUUUUUACUGGCGCUUUGCUCUCCUCUCCGUUACAGCAAAGUUAUGGCUUAAAGGUCUCAGCAUCCAGAACCCAGACACACACUCCACAGAUCGGAGGUUUAGUCGCACAACCGGAGCUGCUGCCGAGGAAGAAACUGAUCUCAAGUAAAACUCAACCUUCAGAGCUCGAGACUCAAUCAGUCGCAUCUUAAAAAUUUAUUUGGUUAAUUUAUCAGAAAUGGCAGAUAUUCAUUCCCCAGGUUCAGCUUCACAGCAGUGAAGAUUUGCUGCCUUUUUUUUUUAAUGUAAUGGUAAAUGCAGCAGCAAUCUGAUAGCACCGCGUUGCUUUUUUGGAUCAAAGCCUGCAACAAACCUCAAGAAGCACUCAUCCGAAAAGCAUUGCUUCUAUUUUUGUGCCUUUUUUUAGGUGUGUGUGGGGGGGGGGGACACUGUUUGUGUCCAGCAUCUCUUGGUGACUGAAGGUGGAACCAAAGAGCGAUUGAUGCUCUACCCGUGUGAUCGCGUCAUCCUCCACAGCAGCUCGGAGAAAUCUUUUUAGACUAAAUCUCCCGUCUGUACCCACUGCGUACCUUACUCUGCAUCCACCAUCCAGCAACUUCCUCGUCCUCCUCCUCCUCCCACCACCAGCAAACUCCCCUCUUCUUCUCCGUCCUGAAUCCCCUAAAAACAAUCACCCUGUUGUCUCCCUCCUGCCCACAACUCUUCCUCUCCCUGUCCGGUGAUCAGCCUCCUUGGCCCUUGGCACAUGGUUUUUUAAAGGUGAUCAAAAAAGAAGAAGGACACCUAUAGCUUUAAGGACAAAUAAUGACAGACGCACGAGGAGCUGAAAACAUUGCACUCAGCUUUGCUUAACUCUGGCUUGAAAAGAGGGAAAGUGCGGGAAAGGGGAGAGUUGUUUAGAAAGAAGGAGAGGAGGGAGACUGUUCGCUGAACUGGAGCCAAAGAAAGACAAAAGAGUACAACUUGUUCUUUCCUCUGCAUUCUGUUUGGAGCCUGUCCGUACAGUCAGGUUAACAAGCAGCUAAUAUAAACAGUACCAGGCCCUCCCUUUCCCCUCCUUGUGCCUCCUCUCGCUCUCUCGCCUCACACAGCUGGGUCCCCGUCCAAGAUUUGUCUUUGAAAAAUGUAAAAACUCAAAUCGGGAGCGCCGAGCAGAGAUGCUUCCAAUUUAAACGGCUUACAAAACGAUUCAGUUUUACGGCAGAAUAUAUUAUUAAUCACCAGAACUUCGUGAUAUGAAGCUAAUUAGAGCAUAAAUUAAAGGCCAUUACCAAACAAUUCUUUAAACAGAGUUUAAAACUCUUAAAACUAACCAUUCUCUGUCUUACUAGGCCGAGGUUCAUCCCAACUCUGAAACAGUUAUUAGCUCCUUUCAAGUUAAAGCUUCUGUGUUCACAGCCAGAGCUGCCAUAUUAGGCAUGGCCCCUCUUUUUGACAUCACACAGAUCCAACAGUGGAAAAAACUCUCUGAAAGUGGGAGCUUAAGGCAUUGUAACAACAGUAAAAUGAAUGUGAAAGAGGCUCUUUUUGUAGCUGUGAUGCUAACAGACCCCAUCAUGUCUAAGAUGUCUGAAAAUCUUUGUAAUAAACCGCUGAUGGCUUUGGUAUUUUUCUAGGAUUUGUUCAAAUAAGGAAAAAAUAUAUAUCAUAACACCAACUUUGUCCUUUAAAAAUCACAAUGAAGACCAGAUUUUCAUUUAUCCACUUUCAGUUUUACACUCUGGUUGUUUAUGUUCAUAGAAAAAGAUACUUUUAGCCAGCAGCUCAUACCAAUAAAAAGAUCCAGGUUUGGAAUCCAGUCUGUUUUAAUGUUUACUUUUGGAAAUCUCACUUGAAACCUGGAAAACCUGGAAAGUCCCGCUUUUUCACACUGCCUCACCCACCAAAUGAACAGUUUAUUCAACUGUCUUUACAUCUGGUUUUUCCAUCGCGCUCCUGUGAGGUUCAGACAUCCACAUAACAGCAUACAAAUUGAAGUGUAAAUCCAAAAAAACACUCCCAAGAUCCAUUUAGACAAACCAGCCGUCUCCCAGCGUCUGUUCUGAGUUCAGCCAGGAAGCUCGCCCAAAGUGCAACAGGAAAGAAAGCGAUUUCAACACUGUUUUGCAGGUGUAAAUGUAAUCUGGCUACAUCGCGCCGAGGCAGAAUGGAUUUCAGAUGCAGGUUAAAAUAAUUUGUUAAGAGGCCGUCUGCACUGUGUCUCUGCUUCUCCCGCUUGUAAUUUCCACCACGCAGUCCAUCUGUCUCGCUUUAAUCCUCCUCCUUGAUUCCUUCCAUUUUUAUCCAUUUCCCCACUUUUUUGUUCUUCUUCUCUCGUUUCAUGAGCUGACUCAUUCACGCAAAUGUUUAUCUCCUGCCUCUGAGUCACUUCUUGUGUUUAUCCCAGAUUCGAUACUUGCAGGGAACCAACAGGUGUUGUGAUUGCCUAAAUUGGAUCCCUCUGUAUGCUUAAGGGUGUUCUGUUAGUUUUAUGUGGUCACAGGAGGCAAAAUAGAGAGAGUCCACUGGCAUAAUUCUAGUUAAAACUAAACAUAGGGAGCCGUCCCUCCUACGUGGCGGCUGAUCUUUUGCACCUCCGUCCCUUUGUUCUUCUCAACUCCUUCUCCGCUCUUAAAGGUGUGUCCAAACAAAUGUGAAAGGAACAGAGAGAAGCAAUUCUCUAUAAUUAGAUGUUACAAACUCUUUGCGAGAAAUGAAAAAAGUUUCUGCUUGAAUAAUGCGCUCGUACGAACACACAGACGAGGAGAGAAAGGGAGACAGACGGAUGGAAAACACAAAUAAAUUCAGUUUCUCGUGAGUCCUCACAUCCGUCAGGGGCUUCAGCUGUCACGCUUGAUUAAUGCAUACCUUGCAAUCAAGCUCGCAGCUCAUGUUUUUCCAUUGGGAACAUCAAUUGAGAGGUGCAGCCUCAACCUUCACACCCCCACAGAAAUAAGAAUUUAUGACUCUUCGUUUUGUCGCACACACCUUUAGAAAACAUUCGCACAAAAUUGUGGUACAUCUCGGUACAUCUACAGCCACAUUAAAAGCCUGAACGAUGGGAUGAGCGCUAAUCACGUCUUCAUCCUGCAACAAAGCUGCAUCACAGCCAACAUCUGGUCACCAGGAGGACGGGUGGACCGGUUCCUCUGCUGAGUGUCAGCCGAGGUUAUUAUAGCCUAGGGGACAUUAUAUGAUGGUGUUCUGUAUUAUUGUGAUGCUAAGAAGGAGCUGCUCUUUAACUCCCUUUCUGGGUAGCUCCACAUAUUGGAUUUUUAUGCUGGAUGGCCCAUCCCCCAAAGGGGACCUGUGUUUAUACCUGGUCUCAAACCAGCGUCCUUUUGCCCGAUAGGUGAAAAUCCAAAAGGGGAAAAAUGCUGGUCGCAGCAGGUCAAACCUUUUAAAAUUUAUAAGGUCUCUACACAGUAUAAGCAAACUUAAAAACAGUGUGUCGGUUAUAUGAUUAGAUGCAGUGACGUUUAAAAUGAUUAAUCACAGACAGGUGAAAGGCCAUCUUCUUAAGUGCUUUGACAUGUCUCCUGACCAGGCGUGUUGUCUUCCAAAAGGCUCAGCUGCAGGAAACCAAAAGCCAACGUUCAUCUGUUCUAGUUACUGCUGAACGUUAAAAAUUGAUGGCUCAAUGUGGAUGAAGUGCCAGAACAGAUGUGGGGUACCUCGCUCUGUACUGUACUCUGCAUGUAUUGCAUUUUGCCACUCUGGUCUCUCUUCAUUCCCCAGUCAGUCCGUCUCUCUUGCUCUCCUUAAUUUUGUGUAACUUUCUAUCUGAUUGAUGUAUUUCUUUGGCUUUUGUCUUCACCAUUCUCCCUCAGCACGUUUCUUCUGUGCAGAGCAGACAGUUCCUGACUCAUUAAAUACAACAACAACAAAAAAAGGUUUCACCCUCAGGUUUAAAUAAGUAGAAAUUUAAAUUAGCUUUGUUUUGGCAACCUCCAAAGAGCAACUUUUAAACAUCACCCUUGAAUCUCCAUUUUUGUGACAAGAUAGGAGUCUCCCUCUCUCCCUCAUUUCUACUUUCUCAUGACAUACUUAAGUACGAUUGGACAUCCUUAUCCUGAAUCUUAUUGGUUGUAUUUAAACGACAUGAAGCCAAUCGGCGCUGUCUAUUCAAAGCAGAGCUCGGACACAUUUUUCCUCCUCCUGCUGUCUUUAUUUGUCCUUAUAAAACGGUUAAAAUCUCUGCUGUCAUGUCCAGUUUGUCCUCCACUCUGCAUCGGUUCUUCAAUAUAAUAAUAUGAAUGUUGCAGGAGUUUAUCCUUCUGUAUUCUUUGUUUCAAAGAAUGUUGUGCCAUUUGUUAAUAGCAAAGAGAACUAUUGAACAUAUAUGAAAAAGAAGAGCUAUUUUAAAUUAUUUUUUGGCUUUUUUUGCUAUAUUUAUUUUCUUGUAU
Messenger RNA from Pundamilia nyererei, 13195 nucleotides. It is a transcript of the gene jade2, whose product is annotated as jade family PHD finger 2. Bases 955 to 3615 code for a protein of 886 amino acids. The transcript is spliced from 13 exons. NCBI's taxonomy places the organism in Eukaryota, Metazoa, Chordata, Actinopteri, Cichliformes, Cichlidae. The record is from RefSeq and is a predicted model, not a curated record. Gene Ontology annotation, biological process: regulation of transcription by RNA polymerase II. Gene Ontology annotation, cellular component: histone acetyltransferase complex.